Molecule: messenger RNA, 393 nt
Organism: Colletotrichum higginsianum IMI 349063
Lineage: Eukaryota; Fungi; Ascomycota; Sordariomycetes; Glomerellales; Glomerellaceae
Exons: 1
Coding region: 1-393 (130 amino acids)
Source: RefSeq, a predicted model, not a curated record
AUGGCCGACCACGACAAGCCUCCCGCGUACGGCGGCCCUCCCCCCCAACACCCUCAACAAGCCUACCAGGGCUACUCGUCCCCUCCUCCCCCCGGCGGCCCCGGAGGCUACGGCACCCCACCUCCGGGACAGCACCCGGGCCCUUACUACUCCCCCGGCCCGGAGAUGGGAUACGGCCCACAGGGCGGGCCCUACCCGCCCCCCGGCCAGUACCCCCCGGGACAGUACCCUCCCCAGGCUCACUACGGCCCGCCAGGGGGUCCGCAGGGUCAGUACCCGCCGCAGGGCGGCUACUACCAGGACAACCGCGGCGGUAGCGGUGCCGGAGGCGGCAUCAUGGCUGGCUUGCUCGGUGCUCUCGCGUGCUGUUGCUGUCUUGAUUGCCUGUUCUGA